Paramormyrops kingsleyae is the source of this 6259-nucleotide messenger RNA. Lineage: Eukaryota; Metazoa; Chordata; Actinopteri; Osteoglossiformes; Mormyridae. The record is from RefSeq and is a predicted model, not a curated record.
UCUAUUUUAAAAUUCUAAAUGAUACCAUGGCGGUUUGCUUUCGGAAGAUGGUGCAUAGAAUUUAUGCACCUAGUCUUCAUGCUGAGGAACGUGGUUCUUGUCCUGCCAGCACCAGGAGUACCACCACACCAUGCAGAACACUUCCUGUAUAUAGAAGGACAGGAGUAGAACCCUUAACCCAGAGGUUGCAACAUUUAGCCAGGAGACGUGACACAGAUUACUGGUACAGCAUUGGUCCUUCCCCUGAGGCCUGCUGGACCCCAGUAAACCUCCCACUUCAUAGUUCGAUUCGGCCGUCAGAGGCGUCGCUAAGGGACACAGAAGUCAGCAAAAGGGAAAAGGAAUGCAGAGCCCGUGAAGGAGAAGUGCAGACUAAGGAUCAGAAAUGCCAGACUUUGGAGAAUGAUCUCCAGGACGCCCUGCAGGAGAAGAACCGCUUGAAUCUGGAGUUACUGACCCGUAGCUGGAAAGCGGAACAGUAUGACCAGGUGAAGUCGGACUAUGAGCUGCUCAGACAGACACUCGCAGCUGUGAUCCGGGAGAGAGAUUUGGCCCUGCAGGAGAGGACCCAGCUGCGAGGCAAACUGGAGAACCUAGAGCAGGUGCUCAAGCAUAUGCGAGAGGCCGCGGAGCGGAGGCAGCAGUUAGAGUUGGAGCAUGAGCAGGCUUUGGCCGUCCUCAAUGCCAAGCAGCAGGAGAUCGACCUUCUACAGAAGGCUCAGGUUGAAGCCAAGAAGGAGCAUGAAGGUGCCGUCCUUUUGCUAGAGAGCCACUUGGACAGCAUGCAGGCCAAAGUCCGAGAGCUGGAGGAGAAAUGCAGGACCCAGAGUGAGCAGUUCAACCUCCUGUCCAAGGAGCUGGAGAAGUUCCGCCUGCAGUCGGGGAAGUUCGACCUGUUCACCUCUGACCCCCUGACCAUCUGCGAAUCGCCUGACUCCCCCAACAAGUCCCUCUCCCAGCUGCUUAACGGACUGGCCGCCCCGGUCAGCAAAGGCAAUGAGAGCCCCACACACAGGACGGUGAUUUCCGAGUUCAUUCGACCGCUCCACAUCUCUGGAGACAAGACCGAGCUCCUGUCCGUCAAGCCAACGUUCCUCAGCCGGAGUCGGCCCAGCAGCCCCCGACAGGCCGGCCUCCCAGAGAUGGACAGUGAACUGAGUCCUACCACUAGGCCCAAGGCACGGUACACGGGCAAGAUCCGCCUCUGCAUAGCCCGGUAUAGUUAUAACCCUUAUGAUGGACCGAAUGAGAAUCCCGAAGCAGAGCUCCCCCUUGUGGCGGGGAAGUACCUCUACGUCUACGGGACAAUGGAUGAAGAUGGGUUCUACGAAGGAGAGCUGCUGGACGGCCAGAGAGGCCUCGUUCCCUCCAACUUCGUGGACUUCGUCCAGGAUGAGGAGAUGCCUCCAGUGCAGCCAGUGGACGGUAGUAAGGAGGUGGGCUACCUCAGCCACGGCAGCGUGGGGCUGCCAGGCCUGGGCGGCCUGCUGCAGGACACCAAGCUGGACGGCCCCGGACUGGGCCUCGGCAUGGGAAUGAGCCUAGCAGACCUGCCGGGCACCUGCAGCAAUGGGACGGGGACCCUAGAUGUCAGCAUCGACGAGAUCGGCGAAGACAUUGUGCCUUACCCUCGCAGGAUCACGCUGAUCAAACAGCUAGCCAAGAGCGUGAUCGUGGCCUGGGAGCCGGCGCUUGUGGCCCCAGGCUGGGGCAACAUCAGCGCCUACAACGUGUUGGUGGAUAAAGAAGUGCGGGCCACGGUGCCUUUCGGCGCUCGGACCAAGUCGCUCAUCGAGAAGCUGAACCUGGCCACCUGCACGUACCGCGUGUCCGUGCAGUGUAUGACAGAGCGCGGCCCCUCUGACGAGAUGCGCUGCACGCUGCUGGUGGGGAAGGACGUGGUGGUGGCGCCGUACUGCCUGCGCAUGGACAACAUCACACAGGCGUCUGCCGAGCUCUCCUGGAUGCCCAGCAACAGCAACUACAGCCACUCCAUCUUCCUCAAUGACGCCGAGUAUGACGUCGUCAAGGCUUCUAACUACAGGUACCAGUUCUUCAACCUGAAGCCCAUGAUGGUCUACAGGGUCCGGCUGGUGGCCCAGCCCCACCAGAUGCCCUGGCAGCUGCCCCUGGAGCAGAGGGAGAAGAAGGAAAGCUCCGUUGAGUUCUGUACCCAGCCUGCAGGACCGCCACAGCCGCCUCAGGAGGUGCAGGUCCAGUGUGCACAGGUUCCAGGCGUGCUCCAGGUGCGAUGGAAGCCCCCACCACUCACAUCCAAUGGAACUUCAAACGGAGCAAGCGUAAUUGGCUACGCUGUCUGCACGAAAGGGCAAAAAAUCGCUGAGGUGAUGUUCCCAAACGCAGAGUACGUCUUGGUGGAGCUCAACAGGAUACAGUGUCUGGAAGCUCGGGAGGUCAUCGUCAGGACACUGUCAACACAAGGAGAGUCCCAGGACUCUUCUGCCGCCACCAUUCCAAACAACCUCCUGGUGCCUCCUCCACCCCUGCCUCAGCACCCCCCACUACAGCAGCCCCCAGUCCUCCACCCUCCACCCCACACACCACGCCCUCAGGUGCACCCCCCACCAUACCCGCAAACCUACCCUCCAUCCCACCCCCAGCCACAGAUCCAAUCAAUGCCCCGGCCGCAGUCGCACACCCUGCCUCAGCCAUUGCACCCACCCCACCAGUCACCCCUCCCGCCCCUGCAGCCCAUGCCACAAACACACCCCAGGCUCAAGCCGUUAGCAAGUGCCAGAGAGAGCGAAACCAAAGAGCCGGAGGCAGGGGGGCCCCACCAGGGUGCCAGGAUCAGCCCGUCAUGGGACCCGGCGUGCCCCCCCGCCUCGAUGCCCCCAUCACACGGUCACGCCCUCGAGCCCCCCCACAUGCAGGGUCGCCGCUCGCCCUCCCCGCAGAGGAUCCUGCCGCAGCCCCAGGGCACCCCCAUCCCCAACACGGUGGCCAAAGCCAUCGCCCGGGAGGCUGCUCAGAGAGUGGCCGAGAACAACCGCGUGGAGAAGGGGAACAUUUUCAGUGAGAGGAGAGGUGCCGUCCACCCGCUGAACUCCGACGAAGAGGAGGAUGGCUACGAGGUGAUUCGAAGCAGGAGACGAGGGGUGUCGGUCGACGACUUCCUGCGAGGCUCAGAGCUGGGUCGACAGCCACAGCUGUACAGCCACAGUGAGGAGUACCAGACAGAGAGCAGCCGGGGGUCAGACCUGUCCGACAUCAUGGAGGAGGAUGAGGAGGAGCUGUACUCUGAGAUGCAGCUGGAGGAAGGGCGGCGACGCAGCGUCAACUCUCACAACACGCUCAAGGCCUAUUAUAGGCGUCAGGACCUAGCGGACGAGCGGGACUGCUGGGACUUGCAGCGUGAAGUCGUGCGGAGGCGCUCCCUUCGUAGCAAGCGACUGCACAGCAUCCCAGAGGUGGCUGAGGAGGAGCCCGACUGUGGGGAGCCUCCAGGCCCGGGGCAGCGGCUGCACUUUGAGGAGGCCCGUCGCUGGGCCUGUCCCCAAGACCCGCGCCCGUACCGCCGCCUGUCCCCCAGCAAGGGCGUUCGGAGACUCCCUCGGCAGCGCUCCUCGCCCCGCUUUUCCGACGGCGGCCGGCAGGUCACCAAGAGCCCAGACAGCGGCCUGGACUGCGGCAGCGAGGAGGAGGGCUCCCUGGGCCGCCGCCACGGCUGGCCGCCCGGCCGUGAGCCCCAUCCCGCGGGCCUUGCCCCUGGCAUCGGAGGGCGUAAGAGGACGCUGACCCGACAGUGCAGCGUGGAGGAGGACUUCAGCGACGUCCCAGCAAUGGGCCCCAAGACCGUGCACGUGGCACACCUGCGGAGCCAGGAGCUGCGGUGCAGGCCGGGACGGGAGGCAGAGCGUGGGCGGCUGGCCGGAGAGGUGGCUCUGAGUGAGGGCCGGUUGAAUGAGCUCAGCAGAACCUAUCACAGGGACUAUAGGGCACACUCAGUGACAAAACUCAGCUGGAGCCCAGAGGAGCCACUGAUUUUAGGUAACACCCAUACAGCGAGCAGCACCACUGACCGGCUGGAGCACUCGGGGCGGAGACUGGCCCACAGCAGCGCCCCCCCCCAGCGCCGCUCCAUGAUGGUUCCCUCCAUUGAGAUCACCAUGGAGAGUAACAGUGAGGGGAGUCAGGGACACCUCUCACCUGACAAGGAGGAUGUUAACUAUGGCAGUGUAGCUGGCCGCAGGAAAUGGUCCUUACAGCGAAGUGUGGCCUCAGAACAUCAAUAUGAUGGCUACAGCGGCCGUGAUCGCCGAUCCCCCGAUUAUUACGAGGAAUCGGAGCCAGACGACCUGUCUCGGAUUUUCGUGGCGCUGUUCGACUACGACCCCAUCUCCAUGUCCCCCAACCCUGAUGGUGCCGAUGAGGAGCUGCCCUUUAAGGAGGGGCAGAUAAUCAAGGUAUAUGGGGACAAGGACACAGACGGGUUCUACCGAGGAGAAGUCAGUGGUAGAAUGGGCCUCAUACCGUGCAACAUGGUAUUAGAGAUCCAGACCGAAGAUGAGGAGAUGAUGGACCAGCUUGUCAAGCAGGGUUUCCUGCCUCUGAACACCCCUGUGGAAAAAAUCGUGAACUGCAAUCGUUUCAAAGACGGCCGUUCAAUAAACCGCAGAUCCCGAAAGUCCAAGCGAGAGCGAAACAGACGGAGCGGGCGGCAGCAGCCACUGUCCACGCGCAGGAUGGUGGCGCUGUAUGACUACGACCCCAGGGAAAGCUCCCCCAACGUGGACGUGGAGGCUGAACUGACAUUCUGUGCAGGAGACAUCAUAAAUGUUUUUGGGGAGAUCGACGAAGACGGCUUUUAUUAUGGUGAACUCAACGGACACAAAGGUCUUGUUCCUUCUAACUUUCUCGAAGAAGUGCCUGACGAUGUAGAGGUCUAUCUCACUGACACUCCAGCCCGCUAUGCCCAGGACGCUCCUGCACGGAUAAAGACCAAAAGGGUCCCCCUGGAAAACACGGGUCCACCCAGGAGAGCCGCCUCCCCCACUGUGCGCCAGCAUCUCCCCGGCUCCGGGCCUUCUGCGCUGGGGCCAGGCAGCCCCGUAAGGGGCCCCCGCGACUUGGCCUCCAAAAAGAAAAAGGGUCUCCUCUCCAAAGGGAAGAAACUGUUGAAAAGACUCGGUGCCGUGAAAUGAUCUCUCCACCAUAGCCAAUCAAUUAGCAUACAAAUCUCAUACAUGUUAUGGAACAAUUCUUCCAUUACUGUAAUUUGUCUAAUGGGAAAAAAAUAGCUGUCAGAACUAGGAUUUUCAUGACAACGGUCAACUAGUCAAGUUCUGUACACUUUACAUUCUUCUCGUUGGGUCUAGUUUCUGCCCUGCUCAUAAGUUUGCCCUAAAGUCAGGCAUCUCUUAAUAUAUCACUUUUUGCAGCCUCUCUGGGUGUGUUCUACAUCAGGAGGAUGGAAGAGAGGAAGGUCUUGUCAGCAUUGAGGAAAAAUUCUUCAAAGGUCUUUAAAUUAGAGUCAGUGUUUCAAAAGGCACCUCAGUAUUUCUCACCUUUUCCUCCUGUCUUCUGUAAAAUGUCUGCAGGGGUGGAAAUCGCCCCCCAUGGCACUGUGUCAACCUUACGUGUAAGCAGGUACCUUGGGGUCUGGAGAUUCCGGUGACUCAGCGCGUAGUGUCCCACAUCUAUACACCGUUUGCCUCGUCGUGUCUGUACGCAGUAUGCACCCUCUUGGGUCCGUGCGAAGCGUGCACUGUCAGGUCCUACAUGUGGCCCUGCUACAUCGACACAGAUCGCAGUAGGAUACAUGUAGACUCCUCCAACAUUCUGCCAAACACUGUUUCAGGCUGGCUUCACCACGCUAACCUCAGGCUGUGCAUGUAUGUCAUGUCAGAUUGGGAAAAAAAAAUUCAACUCGCAAGUAUGUGUCACUUUUGCCAAGAGUCUUAUUCGGUGUUUUUUCCCCAACACCUUCGAUUACCAGGUGACUCUGCCCUCUUUACAGUCAGGCUGCUAGGGAGUUUGUCUCUUACUGUUCAGGGCACAGUGCAAACCGACGCAUCUGCUCAAUGAAGGACUAGUUUAUCAACACGGUGAAGUCAUGAAAUGCCUAGUUUAAACCAGCCUCCAUGUAUUUGCCUUAUAAAUGCACAAUGGUUUGUAUUUUGUCCAGUGAAUGGAGCAAAAGUAGUUUGUAUGUAUUGUGUGCAUUCAUGUUAGUGCAGUGUUUCCCAGUCUGGUCCUUGGGGGCCACCAGACUUUUUUUGUGGACUGUCUGGGGGUU